This is a messenger RNA of Mercurialis annua (annual mercury), 2315 nucleotides long. RefSeq names its product outer envelope protein 64, mitochondrial. Gene Ontology annotation, molecular function: protein binding. The transcript has 13 exons. The record is from RefSeq and is a predicted model, not a curated record. The coding region runs from base 148 to 1968 and encodes 606 amino acids. Lineage: Eukaryota; Viridiplantae; Streptophyta; Magnoliopsida; Malpighiales; Euphorbiaceae.
UCCGACAAACCAAAAAUACCAGGAGGCCAAGAAUCGUGACUCUAAACCCCCCGGCGCAGAAUAGCACUUAAAACCUGCUCUAAAACCCUUCUAAAACCCUUCAUUUGAUCAUUUCCUUCAUUAAUUUUAUUUCAACAAAUUAAAACCAUGGCAAAGCCCCUAACUCUGAUCAAACAAAACGCCUCCAACCCUAAACUAUGGUUAGUCAUCACCGUCACCGUCGCCGGAAUCGUCGUGCUAGCGGAGACACGGAGACGCCGGCGAAAAUCGAUGAUAACGGUGAUUCCGGAAGAUUACAGAGCUUUCAUAGAGAAAUUCGAGAUUCUUCCAUUUCCUCAACCGCCUCCUCCUGCCGCCAAACAGUCGCUAUCAGGCCUCUCAUUUGCCAUCAAGGACAUAUUUGACGUGAAGGGUUAUGUGUCUGGAUUUGGGAAUCCGGAUUGGAGACGAACACAUGAAGUUGCCGAGAAAAUGGCAGUGGUAGUUACUGCUUUGUUAAAGAAUGGAGCUACUUGUGUUGGCAAAACUGUUAUGAAUGAAUUAGGAUUGGGGAUAACUGGUGAGAAUAUGCAUUAUGGAACUCCUGUCAAUCCGCAGAUGCCCUCAUUUGUACCUGGAGGUUCCUCUAGUGGUUCAGCUGUUGCCGUUGCAGCAGAGCUUGUCGAUUUUGCUCUUGGUGCAGAUACAACUGGCGGCAUCAGAAUUCCGGCAGCAUUCUGUGGUGUAUUUGGUUAUCGACCAUCCCAAGGGGCAGUAUCUAUGAUAGGAGUGAUUCCAAAUGCACAAAGUUUGGACACAGUUGGAUGGUUUGCACGAGAUCCUUCUAUACUACGUUCUGUUGGACAUGCUUUAAUGCAACUAAAGGCUGUGGAGCCAAGAAGGACAAGGCGACUUAUUUUUGCUAGUGAUCUUUUCCAGCUUUCUAAGGUUCCCAAGCAGAAGACUGAAUACGUUAUUAGCAAAGCAAUUGAAAAUAUGUCUGGAUAUCAGCCACCAAAGCAUUUGAACUUUAGUCAUUAUAUUGCUUCAAAUGUACCAAGUCUAAAAGGGUUCUGUGAACAAUCUACAAACAUGCUAAAUGGAACAUCUUCUCUGAAAGCUCUCUCAUCAGUCAUGGGUUCAUUACAAAGAUAUGAGUUCAAAACAAAUCAUGAAGAAUGGGUUAAAGCAGUGAAACCCAAGUUAGCCCCUGAUGUUUCUAAUCGUGUUUUUGCAGCUAUUGGCGCCACUCAUGAGAAUAUAAAAGUGCUGUACAAAAUCAGGUCUGAGAUGCGAGCUGCUACCCAAAGUCUCUUAAAGGAUGACGGGAUAUUAGUUAUUCCUACAGUUGCAGAUCCUCCAUUGAGGCUUGAUACGAAGAAAGGCUCUUAUCUGGAGUCUUAUGAUAGAGCAAUGAUACUAUCAAGCAUUGCAAGCAUGUCUGGGUGUUGUCAGGUUUCUGUUCCCUUGGGAAGGCAUGAAGGUUGUCCUAUCUCUGUCUCGUUUAUCUCAUUCCAUGGAGCUGAUAAAUUCCUCCUUGAUACAAUUGUGGACAUGCACUCAUCUCUUCAAGAGCAAGUUGGCAUUGUUUCUAAUUCAGCACCGUUGCCAGAUAUUAAUGGAAAUAUGGAUGCCUCAGAACUUUUGAAAGAAAAGGGGAAUGCUGCAUUUAAGGGAAAGCAGUGGAAUAAGGCUGUCAGUUACUACACUGAAGCAAUUAAAUUAAAUGGGUCAUUUGCAACUUACUAUUGCAACCGAGCAGCAGCAUAUUUAGAAUUAGGAUGCUUUCAGCAAGCUGAAGAAGAUUGCAGUCAGGCAAUAUCACUUGAUAAAAAGAUUGUGAAAGCCUAUCUUCGGCGUGGAACAGCUAGAGAAUCACUUCUCUGCUAUAAAGAGGCUGCUCAAGAUUUCAAGCAUGCUCUUGUUCUCGAACCAUAUAAUAAGACGGCUAGUCAAGCCGGGGAAAGAUUAAGAAAGCUGAUUAGUUGAUGGCUUUACUCAUAUCUCCUCCUACCUAUUUACGCAAAAAAUAUAGCAUUGAAAUGAGGAUUUGACUAAAGGCUACUUUCCUUCUCGACAUUUUUCCGUAAAAAUAACAGAACAAAAUGAUAUAGAGGUGAAGUUCUCUGUUUGUGCAUAGCAAUUUACAAUAGUGUAUUUUUUUGUCACUUGAAAAGGUUCCAUUUUUCCUUCUUGACUGCAUCAGAUACAGGAAUUGAAAAGGCAGUUGCUAAUUGUGUAUGUGUAUUAAGUUGCAAUUUUGUUCUAGAGUCAGUUGCCUUAGCGGUAUUCGGUGCAAUUGAAUCCUUUUUCCGGAUCCAAGGUUUUAUCUUUCA